CAUUACGUGGACACUUCAUAAUUAAAUCAUCACAAUCUGGACACUGCUCAGAUUAGAACCCUAACCUAACCCAACCCUCUCUCUCUCUCUCUUCAAUUCAUGGACGCCGUCGACUCAACCCCAAAUCCCCCUCCCCUCCCUACCUACGAUCCAUCAGAGUAUCACAACCCGCCGCAACAUCAAUCGGAAACCGGGCAAAACGGUAACGGCACCAACCUCGGAAAACCAUCGGAGAACGGCAGUCAGGUCGCUGCCGACAACAACGGCUUGAAUCCUCAGAUUUCGAAGCCAUUGCUAUCCGAAGGAUUGACGCGGAGCGGCACCGACAGGGAUCAAUCCGGCGGCGAGGAGGAGACCACCAGCAAGCGCCGCCGCCGCAGUCGGUGGGACCCGCAGCCGGAAUCGAAUGAACAGAGCGGCGGCGAUUCGGGGACCGGACCGAAGAAGAGGAAGUCUCGUUGGGCCGAUGACGACCCUAAACCGGUGAUUCAGCUUCCUGAUUUCAUGGGCGGUAUUGAAUUCGAUCCCGAGAUUCAAGCUUUGAAUAGUAGGCUUCUUGAGAUUAGUCGAAUGUUACAGUCAGGUUUACCCUUAGAUGAUCGCCCUGAAGGUGCUCGUUCCCCUUCGCCUGAACCUAUAUAUGAUAACAUGGGCAUUAGAAUUAACACUAGGGAAUAUCGUGCGCGUGAGAGAUUGCAAAAGGAGAGGCAGGAAAUUAUAUCUCAGAUUAUAAAGAAGAAUCCUGCGUUUAAGCCACCUGUGGAUUAUAGGCCGCCCAAGCUUCAGAAGAAGCUUUAUAUACCGAUGAAGGAAUACCCUGGUUACAAUUUCAUUGGACUUAUUAUUGGUCCUCGAGGUAACACCCAGAAGCGGAUGGAGAAAGAAACCGGUGCUAAAAUUGUGAUUCGUGGUAAGGGAUCGGUGAAAGAGGGUAGGCUUCAGCAGAAGAGGGAUUUGAAACCUGACCCUUCGGAGAAUGAGGAUUUGCAUGUGUUAGUAGAGGCUGAGACGCCGGAGUCACUUGAGGCUGCUGCGGGUAUGGUGGAGAAGCUCUUGCAGCCUGUGGAUGAGGUAUUGAAUGAGCACAAGAGGCAACAGCUUAGGGAGCUUGCUGCGUUGAAUGGGACGAUCAGGGACGAGGAGUAUUGCAGGUUGUGUGGUGAGCCUGGUCAUCGCCAAUAUGCAUGUCCUACUAGGACUUCAACGUUUAAGAGUGAAGUUGUGUGUAAGCAUUGUGGGGAUGGUGGUCAUCCAAGCAUAGAUUGUCCGGUGAAGGGUGCGACUGGGAAGAAGAUGGAUGAUGAGUAUCAGAAUUUCCUUGCAGAGUUGGGAGGUUCGGUUCCUGAAUCUGCAACAAAGCAAACCAGUACAUUGGCAAUUGGUGCAGGCACUUCUGGAAGCAAUCCUCCUUGGGCUAACAAUUCUGGUACUGCAGGCAGUGCACCUCAAGCUGGCUUAGGGGCUGCUGCAAUUAAGAAGGAAAUUGAUGAUACGAAUUUGUACAUAGGGUACUUGCCGCCCACUCUUGAUGACGAUGGCCUGAUCCAAUUAUUUCAACAAUUUGGUGAGAUUGUUAUGGCAAAAGUUAUCAAGGAUCGAAUGUCGGGUUUAAGUAAAGGAUAUGGUUUUGUGAAGUAUGCUGAUAUUACAAUGGCAAACAAUGCAAUCUUGGCCAUGAACGGUUAUCGCCUUGAGGGUCGAACAAUUGCAGUGAGAGUUGCUGGUAAGCCUCCUCAGCCUGUUGUACCUCCUGGACCACCGGCAUCUGCUGUGCCAACUUAUCCUGUUCCAAGUCAGCCACUUGGUGCAUAUCCAUCCCAACAGUAUGCUGCCGGUGGCCCCAUUGGGACUGCUCCUCCUGGGAGUUACGGUGGUACCCCAGUGCCAUGGGGACCCCCUGUUCCUCCUCCAUAUGCUCCCUAUGCUCCUCCUCCACCUGGGUCAACUAUGUAUCCACCUAUGCAAGGUCAACCUAUGCCUCCUUAUGGGGUUCAAUAUCCCCCUCCUGUGCCGACUGGCCCUCCCGGUGCCCCAUCCCAGCCUGCAACUUCUAGUGAAGUGCAGCAGAGUUACCCUCCCGGAGUGCAGUCUGACAACAGUACCUCUACUCAGUCUAUACCAGCUAAUGUAUAUGGUAAUUCGGGACCUCCAAUGCCACCUCAACCUACAUAUCCUGCAUCUUAUGGAUAUCCACCUUACUAUAAUGCAGUUCCUCCGCCACCUCCCCCUUCUGCCCCCAUGCCUGUUUCAACUUCAGAUCAAUCCCACAACAUUGCAAAUGUGCCUUGGGCCAGUAAUUCUCUAGUCCCACCUCCUGCUUCAUCGGCAGACAAUCAAUCCCAGAGCAUUGGAAAUGUGCCUAGGGCCGCAAAUCCAUCAGUGCCUCCUCCUGCUUCAUCAGCUGAUUCAGAGUAUGAAAAGUUCAUGGCAGAGAUGAAAUGAUUUUGUUCAAUUUUGGUUCAGUGUUCCAAAAGGCCUGAUGUUUCUUGGAGCUCUUGUGAACCUGAUUUCUAACCUCUUGCCAUGUCUUUCUUCGAAGUUUGGGACUCACUUCUUUAACCUUGCUGUACUGUUAUGAAAUUUGCAGAGAUUCGGGCUAGAAGUUGGUAGCAGUCUUCAUACAGCAGAAGUCAAAAGCAUAUUAUAGUUAUGAUUAUUAUUAAUCAUUUCUUGUCGUGUAGGACUUAAUACUGUCUGAAUUAUUUUCUGUGGCAUUUUAUUGAUUUACACAGUAAUGUCUGGUUGCUAAUGUUUCCUUUGGAAGUUUGUUUGAACUUUAUGGCAGCUGGUUCCUGGUGUUUCAUGUUGAUACUUUUCUGUUGUCACAGUUGUUUUAGACUUUUACUUCAUUCACUGAUUCUAACUUAUUUAUAGUUUUGGUGAUGAGCUUAAUAUUUUUUUUGUUUGAGGACUCUAGUUCUCUUAAUCACUUGGUGCUGAAGCUGCGUUUUAGAUGCGUUUAAUCAUACAUCUCUCAUCAUAAAGGUAAUCAAACCUUGCCAUUUGUUUUAGGCAUUCUGGGUUGGUAGAAGAGAUUAUUUUUUUAAAAUGGUUUGAUCAUGCAACUAUAAAAUGUAUUUGACAGUUCAGUGUGACAGGUAAAUGAGUUGAAACGUUUUUCUGUUCCUGGCAUGAUAAAUGUCCGACUUUGGUGGCAUUUGUACAUUUUGCCUGAAAUUAAAAGUUUAGCUAACAUGGUGUUAUGAACACCAAGUUCUUGUAUCAUGAUACAGGCAAUUAUCAAGUUUCUCAUUUGUUUCUGAAGUGAUCAUGUGGUCCAGUUGACAUGGCCAAUGUUAUUUGGCAUAAGGUGAAGGCUGAGGUGAAAAUGAUAGUGUUUGAGUGGUCUGCUCAUGCUUCGUUUAGCUCUGUUGCUGGGCGAAGAUAGAGUAAAUGAUCAAAGAAUUGGAGUUGUAGAAAAUUUCUAUAUUUUCCUGCUUCAUAUCUGCCUUUUUGAAUUAAUACAGCUUUGUAUUGUUGUGACUAGGGAUAUAUAAAGUUUUAUAAUUCAACCAUGCAAUAUUAGGUCAUGGUUAUCAAACCCCCACUGGUGUGCUUGGUUUUUUUUCUGGCUCCGUCUGCCAAAAAGUAGUAUGCCCUUUGUUUAAGUACUUCAAGAUGUGAAGAAUUUGAAAGUAUAUGUUGUUUUUUUCAUGGUUUGAUAA
This is a messenger RNA of Glycine soja, 3665 nucleotides long. RefSeq names its product splicing factor-like protein 1. The record is from RefSeq and is a predicted model, not a curated record. The transcript is spliced from 2 exons. Gene Ontology annotation, cellular component: nucleus. Gene Ontology annotation, molecular function: zinc ion binding; mRNA binding. NCBI's taxonomy places the organism in Eukaryota, Viridiplantae, Streptophyta, Magnoliopsida, Fabales, Fabaceae. Gene Ontology annotation, biological process: regulation of mRNA splicing, via spliceosome. The coding region runs from base 100 to 2442 and encodes 780 amino acids.